AUGGAUAACUUGUUCAAAGUCAAGUCAUAUUCUCAAAUAAAGACAGCCGAACCCACUCCAACUUUUGCUAGUUACCCUGAAAAUGAAAGCAUUUCUAACGGGCCCAUUCUCGCUGUCAUGGGCACUUGUUUUGCCGUUUUGAUGGCACUAACUGUCUAUGCUGUCUUUGAAACAGCGCCAAGAAAGAGAUUGUUUGUUAUAAAAGGCAAACCAGUGAGAACAUCUCUUACUACAAAAGAAAUUGAGCUUCUGGGGAAACUGAGGUACUUCCUCAAGAAUAAUGAUUACUGCUGGCUGAAGGUUGUGUUUGAUAACCGCUGUUAUCCGAUUGACUACGAAGAGCAAGAUGGCUGGAUGAACGAGCACACGGGAGAAAUUGUUCCUUAUGCAGAGACAAGGUACACUCAGGCACCUCAAAAAUCACACCCGUUAUCCCAGUUUGAAGAGCUUUAUCGUUUGAACGUGAAAAUCCCUUCUUCUCCGGAAGAAAAAAUGCUUAUCCAGAAGCUGAUUUACGAAGACAUCGACAUCGAUGAGUUUGUGGAUCUUUACUACGGACCAGAGCAAAAAGCUAUUGAUCUGGACUUAGAGAUCUGGACCGGAAUGACAUCCGAAGAGCAAAAUGCCUCCAUAAAGUCAUACUUUGACUCUCAAACAGUGGUCAGCCUACAAGCCCUUAGAAGUCUGAUCAACGGAUUCCCCGGUUUGAGGCCUGAGUCAGCUCUAUUCCUGCAGCAAAAGUUUGUAGAAUCCAAAUUUUCGUUGUUGUCUAUGGCAAACGGAGACCAUCCGUUGAUGUCGGUAUGUGCAAUUUUGUUGAUCAGAGACAUGAUCAUCUGUCAAGGAGACUUCGAGCUUUCUGUCAGUGUUUUUCUCGAUUUUCUGCUCCCGUUAUUACGUACUCCUUCAAAGUACACUUCAGUUAUGCAGACUACAUCAAAGGCAGUGACGAUGAUGGUGGGAGCUCUUGAUCUGAGCUCCGUUUUCAUCAUCCAAUCAUCAGCAUUUGAGGAUAUACUUCUUAACGGAUGUGUCUCAUUCCAGAAGCUGGUGCUGGAAACUAUUGUCGUUUGUCUGUGCCGUCACAAAGCUGAGAGGCUGGCUAAGCAGCUAAUCAGUUUCGUGAUGCCCUUUCUGCCAAAGCUUAGGGAACAACCGGUAUUAGUUGAUCUGCUGCACAGUAUUCCGAUUGCGGGAACAGAGCUCAGUCACCCUGCUUUGAAGCUGAUAGAUGACUAUAAGAACCUGUUGAUGGAUUAUGGUGAAAAUCUUGGACAAGGGAAGCCUCUACUAGAGGACGGUUACGAUAACCGCAACAGAAUCCUCCAGCCUUCUAACAAACCUGAAAGCAGAUGA
Molecule: messenger RNA, 1356 nt
Organism: Kuraishia capsulata CBS 1993
Lineage: Eukaryota; Fungi; Ascomycota; Pichiomycetes; Pichiales; Pichiaceae
Exons: 1
Coding region: 1-1356 (451 amino acids)
Source: RefSeq, a predicted model, not a curated record